Molecule: messenger RNA, 1221 nt
Organism: Fukomys damarensis (Damara mole-rat)
Lineage: Eukaryota; Metazoa; Chordata; Mammalia; Rodentia; Bathyergidae
Gene: Litaf
Product: lipopolysaccharide induced TNF factor
Exons: 3
Coding region: 32-520 (162 amino acids)
Biological process (GO): regulation of cytokine production
Molecular function (GO): zinc ion binding
Source: RefSeq, a predicted model, not a curated record
ACCGGUGUGUUCUGUUCUUGCUGUAGGUAACAUGUCGGUUCCAGGACCUUACCAGGCAGCCCCCGGGCCUUCCUCGGUGCCCACUGCGCCCCCAUCCUAUGAAGAGACAGUGGGAGUUCACAGUUACAUGCCAGCGCCUCCAGCCCCGGGGCCAGGACCGACCACGGGGCUCAUGACAGGCCCGGAUGGGAAGGGCGCAAACCCUCCUUUGUAUUACACCCAGCCAAUGCCCAUCCUCAACCCCAGUGCCAACACAACAGUUCAGACUGUCUUCGUGCAGCAGCCCGUGUCCUUUUUUGACCGCCCCAUCCAGAUGUGCUGUCCUUCCUGCAACAAGAUGAUCGUGACUAGGCUGUCCUACAAUGCUGGUGCCCUCACCUGGCUGUCCUGCGGGAGCCUGUGCCUCCUGGGGUGCAUCCUGGGCUGCUGCUUCAUCCCCUUCUGCGUGGACGCCCUGCAGGACGUGGACCACUACUGUCCCAACUGCAAAGCUCUCCUGGGCACCUACAAGCGCUUGUAGGACAUGGCCAGGCACGGAGAGAGCUGCUGCGAGCUGCAGGAAGUUGCCUGAAUCUCACCCAGCCCGCCCCGGAACAGGCUCGCCUCCAGCGGUCCCAUCUCUCCACCUUCAUAUCUUCUUUUGGGGGGUGGGGGCGGUUGUCGCAAAAGUAACGAACCUCCGAACCCCAGAAAUUGCUGCUUGGAGAGAUGUACAGGCGAUGCAGAGACGUGGACCUUGAGUGUGGGUUCAAGGGUUUCCUGCCUACCCACGGCCCCAAGGCCGCCCUGACUGUGACGCCGCCCCUCUGAUAUCCUCCAGUGAGUUGCCUUCCGGCCUCAGUGGGCCCUUCUGUUGGUCUCCUACUGAGAAGCCACAGUUUGCCUUAUUUUUGAGACUCUUGUGCCUGGCCCUCGGCUGAAGCAGCUUGUAGCGCCUGUCAUCCUGUCCUCUCACGCCUCAUGACAAAAAUCUUGCCUUAGAGACUGUAUGGGUUUGCCUCUUAGAUUCUGUAAUUGCAGACUUUUUUUUUUUUUGGGGUAUCAGGGAUUGAACUCAGGUCCUUGUGCUUGCAAGGCAGGCGGUGGAACCACUGAGCUAAAUCCCUGGCAAUUGCAGACUUUUUUGGCACUCAAGCUCACUUUAAUUUCUUAAUGUUCUUUCAAGUGCAAGGAAGGGAUAUUAACACCCACUGGACACAGAUAGAUCCAUGAGGUCAUAAA